UUAGAUGUCUAUUGUCUAUGUCUGUAUACAGACACAUUUAGAUCUACAGACCCUUCUGCAGAACAAGCCAUAUAGAACAUGGCUUGUGUCACAUAAUAGCAGCAGAUCCCCUUGCUGCAAGCUGCUCUGUGGCAACUUAAUAACUUUAAUGACAUGACACUAAUGUCCACUUGCCGCGGUCCAGCCACAGCAGUCGAACAGCUUCCGAGUGGGGGUGUGAGGAUGAAAGAGAAAGACAAGAAACGGGAGGCUCAUGAAAGUUCCGAGCAACUUUAUUGACUUUAUUAUUCUCUUAUAUAGUACUCAAGAAUAGAAAACAUCUUACAUAAGGCACAUCUGGAGAUUCUCCAGGCCUUGAGACAGUCCCGUGUUUUCCUUACCCUAUCUCCGUGUCCUUGUGCUGUUCUUAACAAUCCUCGCCCCCGGCUUAUUUUCACUUGCAAUGUGUCUUUAAUAUUGUAAUUAACCCUUGGCUCCCCACAAGUCAGUACUUAGAAUUUCGCCCCGCACACUUCCUAUUCUCCACCAGUUGCAUUAACUCCUUGUAGGCCACCGGAUCCCGACAUCCACUGAGUUUGCUCUUUUGUAUUCUCUCUUAUUUUUUGCAAGUUGCAGAGAGAUGUAGACUAGGACUACUCCCCUUAUGGCCUGAGAUUCAAUUUAAAUCAUCAUUUUUGUAUACACAGUGAUUUAGAGCAAGAGAGAGAAGUUUACAAAGAAAGCACUCCAAAUACCAAGAAGAGUCAGCAAUUAAUUCUUAGGCAUUCUAAAGCUGUGGAAAAGAGUUUCUGUUUUCUUUGUUUAAAGUUUUUGAGGUUCUCCUUCUGCUAUCUUGGAAGUGACUGAAUAAUCAUCACGGCAGCCAAACAAAGGUGUGAGCAAGUGAAGUGGACUCUUUAUAUAAACAUGCAAAUCUUCACCCAGAGGUUACUGACCUUGCCUUGUCCGUAGAUGUCCAUUCUCUAAAAGCAAACUUCAGAGGGUCCUCCUGGCUUCUUUCUUCUGGCUCUGUGGGAUAAGCAGGAACAGGUCACUGAAAAGGAGAUCUGUGAUACCAGCUGACAUGCUGUGGCCAUGAAUUGCAUUCCUUUGAUCAAUGAAGCUUACAGGGAAACUGCAAGCCUGGAAUAAAUGUAAAGACUACUUUAAUCAAGGAGACUCUCUGGACUGCUGUAACUGCUGUGGGAGAAUAUAAGAAUAUGAUGGAGAAGACAUGCGUCCAUAGUUCUUGCUCCAUUUGAGAAACCCCAUUAUCCUGAAACAAUGGAGCAUCUUCAAAAAAUUUCCAAGCUCUGAAACAAUUCAGAACCGAACAGUUUCACCAACAGAGACUGAACUGAAAAUCAGGGAGAUCCUGGAGAAAAUGGACCAGCUGAUCCCACCCAGACCCUUUACCCAUUUGAAUGCCACCACUAGUGCUGCACACAGCGUGGUCACCAUCCUCAACCCUCAAGACAUGUACUGUAGUGGGGACCAGCUGGAUGUCCUACUGGAGGCGAGGGACCACUUGGGACAGAGGAAGGAAUAUGGCGGGGACUUCCUGAGGGCCAGGAUGUCCUCCCCAUCCCUGAAGGCUGGUGCAUCAGGAAAGGUGACAGACUUCAACAAUGGCACCUACCUUGUCAGCUUCACUCUGUUCUGGGAGGGCCAGGUCUCCCUGUCUGUGCUGCUCAUGCACCCCAGUGAAGGGGCAUCAGCUCUCUGGAGGGCAAGGAAACAAGGCUAUGACAGAGUGAUCUUCAUGGGCCAGUUUUUUAAUGGCACUUCCCAAGUCCUUUCUGAAUGUGGCCUGACCCUUAACUCAAGUGCUGAACUAUGCCAGUACCUGGAUGCUCGAGACCAAGAAGGCUUCUACUGUGUGAAACCUCCACACAUUCCCUGUGAGGCUCUGACUCACAUGAGCACCAGAAACAGACACAUUUCCUAUCUUAGCAAGGAAGAAUGGAGACUUCUGCACAGGUCCAACAUAGGGAUUGAAAUGAUGAAGAACUUUGCCUCCAUCAAUGUUUUACCAUGUAACAAGAGUGCGAAUAUAGAAAAGAAAUGCCAGGUGGGAAUGAAGACCCCUUUCCCCAGUGGUUAUUCUUUGAAAGGAAGUUGGAUAACAGCAUUUUGCAAACAAACCAAGUUCAAUACAGCAAAAAGUAUAAAUGACUGCUUACAAAGAAAACUUGUUUACCUCAUGGGAGAUUCAACACUACGCCAAUGGAUUUACUAUUUUAAAAAUUUUAUGAGAACCUUAAAAUAUUUUGAUCAUCAUGGAACUGGGGUCUUUAAAACACAUAUUCUUCUGGAUGUUGAAAGACACAUUUUGAUCCAAUGGAGAAAACAUAGUCAUCCAUUUGUUACCCAACAGAGGUUCUCACUGAAAGAUGAAAACUAUAUCCCAAGGGAAAUUGACCAAGUGGCAGGAGACAAAGACACAGCAAUUGUCAUCACCAUUGGCCAGCACUUCAGACCCUUCCCCAUCAGCAUCUUCAUCCGCAGGGCUAUCAAUAUUAAAAAGGCCAUUGAACGUCUAUUCUUACGAAGCCCGGAAACCAAGGUGAUACUUAAAACUGAAAACACCAGAGAGGUACAUCAAAAUGCAGAGAUGUUUAGUGACUUUCAUGGCUAUGUUCAGAAUCUUAUCCUGAGGGAUAUUUUUGUGGAUCUCAAUGUGGGUAUUAUUGAUGCCUGGGACAUGACAAUAGCAUAUUUCAGUAAUAAUGUGCACCCACCUGAUUAUGUUAUCGCAAAUCAGAUUGGCAUAUUCUUAAACUACAUUUGCUAGAGGAAAAAUACAUAAAAAUAGCAUUACCCAUUCUCAAUCAAUGAUUUCACAUAUACUGCAAAAAUAGUUUAAUGCAAUCCAAGGUAUGAGAAAAUAAAAUUCUUAAAAAAUUUCAGUUAUAGUUAAGAAUAUAUAACAUAAAAUUUACCAUUGAAACUAUUUUAAGUGUACAAUUUAGUGGCAUUAAGUACAUUUACAAUGUUGUGCAACCAUCAUCUGAUCCAUUUCCAGAAUGUGUUUAUUAUCUCAAAUAGAAACUGUGUACCUAUUAAACAAUAAUUCUCUUAUCUCCUUCACCCCUAUCCACUAGAAAUGUUAUUAUAUUUUCUGUCUAUUCAUUUGACUACUCAUAUAAAUGAAAUCAUAUAAAGUA
Molecule: messenger RNA, 3146 nt
Organism: Heterocephalus glaber (naked mole-rat)
Lineage: Eukaryota; Metazoa; Chordata; Mammalia; Rodentia; Bathyergidae
Source: RefSeq, a predicted model, not a curated record